AGAGAGAGAGAGAGAGAGAGAGAGAGAGAGAGAGAGAGAGAGAGAGAGAGAGAGAGAGAGAGCUGGCAAGGUGGCGGGAUUUGUGUCGAAGCCUCUGCUCUGUCAGACAUGCGCAAGAGCGUCAGCACCGCCACCGUCGCCGCCGCCGCUGCUGCUCUGCGUUUCCGCCUUGGCUGAGCGGCGCACACAGCCGAGAGGGGAGGGGAGGGAAGCCGUGAGGAAGAGCGGAGCCAGCCACCAAGACGCAGUGGGGCACAGCACGGACUCCGAGCAAAUCACACCGACGCACCAACAUCCCAGCAGCACGUCUCCAAAAAAAAAAAAAAUCUCCACGUCAAGAAGCGACCUGAGCAGCGCGCGCCACAACCGUCAAGCAUGGAGACUGCGCUAAAAAACAAGCACUAAAAUGUGAGAUUUACAGAGGAAAUCAAAAGAGAGAGCGAGCGAGCGAGCGCGCGCGCGUGUGUGUGUAUGUGUGUGUGUGUGUGAGAGAGAGAAAGAGAGAGAGAGAAAGUGGCUAUCCCCUGUAUCUCUUGCGGGUGAUCUCAAUUGUGUGCUCUGCAGUCUGAAAAUGAAGAAGUUCAACAUCAGGAAGGUGCUGGACGGCUUGAAAGAGGCGUCCUCCUCCACCCCGUCUGUCCAAGUGGGGCCACAGGAAAACCAUCUGAUCCAGGAGAACCUCCAGUCCGAGCAUUUCCAGCUCUGCAAGACUGUCCGUCAUGGCUUCCCCUAUCAGCCGUCGUCCAUGGCCUUCGACCCCGUGCAGAAGAUACUGGCCAUCGGCACCCAGAGUGGAGCUCUCAGAUUGUUUGGUCGUCCGGGUGUGGAGUGUUACUGUCAGCACGAGAGUGGAGCUGCCGUCAUCCAGCUACAGUUUCUCAUCAACGAGGGAGCGCUGGUGAGUGCUCUGGCUGAUGACAGUGUCCACCUGUGGAACCUGAGGCAGAAGAGACCAGCCAUCCUUCACUCCCUCAAGUUCAACAGAGAGAGAAUAACUUUCUGCCACCUGCCCUUCCAGAGCAAAUGGUUGUACAUCGGCACAGAACGAGGGAACAUCCACAUCGUCAACGUGGAGUCCUUUAUGCUCUCAGGCUACGUCAUCAUGUGGAACAAAGCCAUUGAACUGUCCUCCAAGGCUCACCCUGGACCAGUUGUCCAUAUAAGCGACAACCCAAUGGACGAAGGAAAGCUUAUAAUUGGAUUUGAGUCUGGGAUCGUGGUCCUGUGGGAUCUGAAAUCAAAGAAGGCCGACUAUCGCUACACUUACGAUGAGGCGAUCCACUCAGUUGCCUGGCAUCACGAGGGCAAGCAGUUCAUUUGCAGUCACUCAGAUGGAACUCUGACCAUAUGGAACGUCAGAGGCCAGGGCAAGCCGAUACAGACAAUCACCCCACACGGAAAACAGCCCAAGGACGGGAAGAAGCCAGAGCCUUGUAAACCCAUUCUCAAAGUGGAGUACAAAACCACUAGAAAUGGGGAGCCCUUCAUAAUCCUGUCUGGUGGUCUGUCCUACGACACGGUGGGCCGGCGGCCUUGUCUGACGGUAAUGCAUGGGAAGAGUACCGCUGUGCUGGAGAUGGACUAUCCUAUAGUAGAUUUCCUCACACUCUGUGAGACACCAUACCCUAAUGAUUUUCAGGAACCUUAUGCUGUGGUGGUCCUUCUGGAAAAGGAUUUAGUGGUGAUCGACCUUGCACAAAAUGGUUACCCCAUAUUCGAGAACCCCUAUCCUCUGACUAUCCACGAGUCUCCUGUGACCUGCUGCGAGUACUUUGCCGACUGCCCUGUGGACCUCAUACCUGCACUUUACUCUGUUGGCUCGCGGCAGAAACGACAGGGCUACAGUAAAAAGGAAUGGCCUAUUAGUGGUGGAAACUGGGGUCAAGGCACACAAAGCUACCCAGAGAUCAUCAUCACUGGGCAUGCUGAUGGAACCGUGAAGUUCUGGGAUGCUUCUGCAAUAAUGCUCCAGGUGCUCUAUAAGCUCAAAACAGCCAAGGUGUUUGACAGAAACCGGUCCAAGGAAGACAAGGGCAGCACGGAUGUGUCAGAUGAAGACCCCUUUGCUAUUCAGAUUAUGGCCUGGUGCCCUGAAAGCCGGAUGCUGUGUGUGGCCGGGGUGUCAGCCAAUGUUAUCAUCUACCGCUUCAGCAAGCUGGAAGUAACUACUGAGGUGGUGCAGCUACUAGAAGUGCGAAUGCAGUACGAGCUGAAUGACAUAGAGUCUCCAGACGGCGGGGGUGGAGGCGGGGAGCAGACAUCGGCGCUUCCAACACCCGGUGCCUCCCCUCAGACAAGCGGCCCACCUUCACACCCCCCCACCAGCAGCAACAACUCUGACGGAGGCAACGUGCCCUGCCUCAAAGUGCGCAGUACUCCUCUGAAGCAGUCUCCAGGUUACCAGGUAGACUUGGUGGUCCAGUUAGUGUGGGUGAGCGGAGAGCCUCCUCAGCAGAUCACAAGUCUGGCGCUCAAUUCCUCCUACGGCCUAGUGGUGUUUGGCAACAGUAACGGUCUGGCGGUGGUGGACUACAUCCAGAAGACAGUAGUGCUGAACUUGGGGACGGUCGAGCUUUACGGCUCCAAUGACCCCUACCAGAGACAGCCCCGGUCGCCAAGAAAGACGCGACAGCCUUCUGGAGGUCUAUGCGACAUCAACGAGGGCUCAGCCACAUCAGAGGACCGCUGCAAGUCCCCUACUUCAGACCACCGGGACAAUUCUUUCAGCCGCUCUCGCUCCUCCAGUGUCACCAGCAUUGACAAGGAAGCCCGAGAAGCCAUCAGCUCCUUCCACUUCUGCGAGACCUUCGCCCGGAAGGGAGACAGCACUUUGACACACUGCCUGUAUGUGGGCACCUCCCUGGGAACCGUGCUGGUUCUAGCUCUCACGUUGCCACCUGCUGGGGAGCAACGACAACUGCAGCCGGUUAUCAUUUCACCUACAGGCAUGUUGGUACGGCUGAAGGGCAGCAUCUUGCGCAUGGCUGUCCUGGACUCCACAGGGUCCCAGAUGCCCCCCGCGUACGAGCCUUGGUUUGAGCCUAACGUUACAGCAGAUGGUGAAGAAAGAGAGAAGGUCCGCAAGCGCCGGCCCGUCUCUGUGUCUCCUUCCACCUCCCAGGACCUCAACGAGAGCCAGUACGCUGUGGUGUGCUCAGAGAAACAGGCCAAAGUCAUUUCCCUCCCCUCCCAGACCUGCAUCUAUAAACACAGCAUCACAGAGACCUCCUUCAUCUUGCGGGUAGAUGUGGUGCAGAUGAGCCAAGGCAUGUGUGUGGCUUGUUUCUGUGCCAACGGCCACAUCAUGACCCUCAGUUUGCCAGGACUGAGACCGCUCAUGGAUGUAAACUACCUGCCUUUGACGGACAUGCGGAUAGCCAGGACAUUUUGUUUCACCAACCUAGGUCAGGCCAUGUACCUCUGCUCCCCCACCGAGGUCCAGAGGAUCACUUACAGCCAGGACACCUGUGAAAACCUACAAGAGAUGCUGGGUGAACUUUUUACACCAGUGGAGACCCCAGAGGCACCCAACAGAGGGUUCUUCAAAGGUCUCUUUGGAGGAGGAGCACAGUCACUGGACAGAGAGGAGCUAUUUGGUGAGUUAUCAGCCGGAAAGGCAUCUCGAAGUCUGGCUCAGCACAUCCCAGGCCCGGGUGGCAUUGAGGGCAUGAAGGGGGCAGCCUCUGGUGUGGUUGGAGAUUUGGCACGUGCCCGAAUAGCACUGGAUGAAAGAGGCCAGAAACUGGGCGAGCUGGAUGAGAGGACAGCUGCCAUGAUGGCCAGCGCAGAUUCGUUUUCCAAACACGCCCAUGAGAUGAUGCUGAAGUGCAAAGACAAAAAAUGGUACCAGUUCUGAUCAGUGACGGGGGAGGAGCAGAGCUCCAUGGACAAGGCUUUCACCUUCCAUUGGCUCAUUUGGACUCACCAUGGCCCCCCUUCCCAACCCGUCCGUCUGUCCAUUCAUCCAUCCCUCCAAGCCUUCUUCACUGAGACACUUGGGAUUUUCUUCCCUAGCACAAUGUUGAAUACUGUUCUUACCUCAGUCUUAAGGUAGAACUGAGGGGUAGACAGGGGAGAAGGACAACCUCAGAGGAAGCAAAUAAAUGGUGUCUUUUUUUAUUUUCUCGUCUGUUUGUUUAUCUCUGUUCAGCCUCUCUUCCGAGGUAGCCAAUUGGCCCACGCACCUGGACAUUCUUCAUACUCAUUUGCCAAAAACAUCCUUUACUGUUUUCUCCGCUCGGAGCCCACUGUGGACAGUAUUCAAACCCAUGAACACAGCUGAAAAAAGACAAAUACCUAAUGAAGAAACAAAGACUACAAAAAAUUAUUUAAAUGUAAAAAGAAGGAAAAAGAAUCUAAAUACAUCAUUAUAUAUACAUAAAUCUAAUAAAUGUGCAACGCUGUAUCCACUUCCGAGUGACUAGUACAAAAGAAAGGGAUAACUCAUGGAGGAGACAGGAGCAAGGUGAGAAGGCUGAAGGAGGCAGCGUUGGAGAUCCAAAAGAAGUGCUGCGGCAGUGACAGACGCCUCCUCUAUGCAGACAGUCACAGGGAUAAAAGCAACUUAUUCUGAUGUACACUGGAUAUCUCUUCAUCUCGCUCAACCUCUAGACUCUCCUCUGUAUCUUACAGACUUUCAUAUCGUUACCAACAGUGUGUGUGUGUGUGCGCCUGUGUGUGCGUGUGUGUGUGUGUGUGUGUGUGUUAAUUUCUAUUUUCUUGCCAUUCCUCUAUUUGUUGGGUUUUUUGCUCCGUCUGUAUUAUUGGAAAAUCUCUUAUUUUUCUAUUGUUGUGAAAGUGGAUGAUAUUUGAUUUGUUGAAAAAAAAAAAAUCUGUUUUUGUGGCUUUUGUCUAACAACUCAAAUUAAUUUCUCCUUAUGAAAAGGGCUGGAAUCUAAAAGGAGGGCAAGGAUAUAAAAGGCAUAUAUCAUUUAGUACUCACUGACAUGAUAUGAACCACUCACAUUUAUUGUUUACCUGAGGAUUUCAAUGCUUCUCUUAUCUGAUGUGAUGCUAACUGCCUCCCUCACCCUCUAAUGUCAUAAGCUUCCACAGUUUGGCUUAGUCUCUGAGUGUGACUGUACAAAUGCUGAUCAGAUCAGUAUUAAAUACACUUAUAGUCUAGCCAGAAUUGUUGGUUUCUAAAUUCUGGAGUACACAUGAGUAGAAAUCCUAUUUAUGUGUAUCCAUAUAUGCAGGAUAAUAGAAACAUGGAUGUGUAAUCCUUUAAAAGUAUGAAAUGUAAACAUAUUUCAGUUUAUUUUCAGUAUUUUGUUGACAGUUGUCUAUAUGAGAAAGAUGUCUGUGUGAUUCCUUUGUUAAUAUUUAUUUAUUGAGGUGUAAGAGACAGUUGUGUUUGGUGUCAGAAACUUUCACCUUCAUUUAUAUCUUGUUUCUAUAUCCAUGUUUGCAGUAAAGCUCAAAUGUGGUGUAUCUCUCUGUCUACCAGGCUUUUAACCUUUAUUUGUAUAUAAGUAAAUAGUUUGACAAUCUAAGACCAACUGGAAAGUAAAUGUCAAGGUUGCUCAAGCAACAUAAGAGGAGAGAGGCCAUAUUUUUUCUGACGCCAAAGAGUUGCUUUAGCUUUUCCAUUGCAUUAUCAUUUGGCUCGUCACUCCAUGAGUCUUGACACCAGAAGUUAUACAGUAAUAUGUGUAAUUCUGCGUGGCUUCACCCAUGGGGUGCAGAACCUAUUUAGGAGUCAUCUUCAUCACCUUUCAGGGUUCAAGAAAUGGAGCAAGUUGCAAUGGAACUCAGCCAUUUAUAGUAAUAUUGUAUCACAGUAUGUCUUUAAAUGUAACAUUUGGACAAAUGUUUAAUGUUUAAAGUGGCCUAACUGUUGGUUGAUAAGGCUGUUUCCUUAAAACAAAAAACCUGAACCAUUCCACUACAGCUCAGACACAACAAUAUUUAUGGUAUUCAUCUAUGUGUGUGUGUGUGUGUUUGUGUGUGUGUGUGUGUGUGUGUGUGUGUGUGUGUGUGUGUGUGUGUGUGUGUGUGUUUGUAUUUAUGUCUGUCUGUGUGUUAGGGUGUGUUCAUGUAAAUUAAGUGAUAUAAUUUAAGAGAUUAUAUUUUGGUUGUUUAAUAAUUGAUGUUAAUGUCCUAGUCGCUCACCAGUCAGCAGUCUGUGUCCAGUCGAGUGUCUGUUACACUAACUAAAGCCACUGAUGAUGAUAAAAAAAAAGAAAACAAUAGUAUAGUCAGCAUUAAAGGAUGACCUCUGAAUUCUGGUUUAAUUUAACUGCCGCAUGUUCAGUCUUUGCACACAUGCUUCAACCCUCCUUCACUUUUCAGUCUUUGCCUUUGUCCUCUAACGUCUCUCUUCCUCCAGUGAGUCUCCUGGUGACUCCAUUGGUUCUACAGCUACGGAUCUGGCCUCCUGUGUUUAGUAAGCAUUUUAGUGUGGAUGUUGGUAGGUAGCUCUGUCUUUCCCCCCCAUGGCAAAGAAGAAGAAAAAAAAAAAUUCAGGAAAAAUAGCUAGGUUUAUUUAGAGGUCAUCCCUGAAAACCACUUCAGCGUCUUUCCCUCCAACCCAACUGUUAUGUGUUUAUUCUUUUUCUUUUUCAAUGUUAUACUUGUUUCUUCAUUUUUGAGUGAUUUGUUUCUUGUCCAUACACUACAGUAUGCAGUAUUCUUACCCAAUACAAUCCACACACUCAAACAAGAAGAGGGAGUCCUGUCGAUCUGCCAUACGCCAUCUUCUGUCCUGGAUUCAACAGUUAUCAGUGGGUUGCAGUAUUUUUCUCAUUGUAGCCAAUUUUCUUGUACAGUUUUAUGCAACUUUCACAUGGAUGUUUAUGACUUUAUCUGCUGCCACAAAAAUUUAGAAAUUCUGUAGAUAGAGAUUACUGUGCAAUGGAAAAUAAAAGUGGAAAAUGUA
Molecule: messenger RNA, 6880 nt
Organism: Seriola aureovittata
Lineage: Eukaryota; Metazoa; Chordata; Actinopteri; Carangiformes; Carangidae
Gene: stxbp5a
Product: syntaxin binding protein 5a (tomosyn)
Exons: 25
Coding region: 572-3856 (1094 amino acids)
Biological process (GO): regulation of exocytosis; regulation of protein secretion
Cellular component (GO): plasma membrane; cytoplasm; SNARE complex
Molecular function (GO): syntaxin binding; GTPase activator activity; myosin II binding
Source: RefSeq, a predicted model, not a curated record